This is a messenger RNA of Sporisorium graminicola, 867 nucleotides long. RefSeq lists its product as uncharacterized. The transcript has 2 exons. Lineage: Eukaryota; Fungi; Basidiomycota; Ustilaginomycetes; Ustilaginales; Ustilaginaceae. Gene Ontology annotation, molecular function: soluble NSF attachment protein activity; syntaxin binding. The record is from RefSeq and is a predicted model, not a curated record. Gene Ontology annotation, biological process: SNARE complex disassembly; intracellular protein transport. The coding region runs from base 1 to 867 and encodes 288 amino acids. Gene Ontology annotation, cellular component: vacuolar membrane; SNARE complex.
AUGUCGACUUCAACACCGGAAGAGCUGCUCAAGAACGCAGAGAAGAAAGCCUCUGCGUCCGGAGGCUGGUUCUCCUCCGCCACAGCCAAACAAGAGGAGGCCGUCGAACUCUUCAAAGCCGCCGCGAACAAGUUCCGCAUCGCCAACCGCUUCGAAGAGGCGGGGAACGCCUACAUGCGAGCCGCCGAAACCGAAAUCAAGACGGGCGAAAAGGACUAUGCUGCCAACACGUUCUUCGAGGCGAACAAGUGUUUCCGCAUGAGUCGGCCUGAGCUGGCAGUGGUCGCGCUGACGCGGGCACGAGAGAUUCUGAUCGAGAGAGGACGGUUCAGGCAGGCUGCGGACCGGGAGAAGGCGGUGGCAGAGCUGUAUAAGAACGAUGCAGCUGACCCGGAGCGCGCGUUGGAGGCGUACGAGCAGGCCGCGGCAUGGUACCUUCAAGAGGGGGCGAAUGCGACCGCCAGUGGAUGCUACAGGGAAGCUGCUCAGCUGGCGACGGAUCUGGCCCGAUACCCGCAAGCCAUCGAGAGGUGGGAACAAGUCGCCAGCAUGUCGUUGGAAAGCAACCUGACCAGAUACAGCGUCAAGGACUACUACCUCAACGCAGGCAUGUGCUACCUCGCCAUCCCCGACUACGUUGCAGCCGUGCGAGCGAUGCAGUUCUACGCAGAACAGGACGCCAGCUUCCCCACCACCAUGGAAGGCCGCUUCCUCCACUCGCUCGUCCAGGCAUGCGAAGAGGGCGACCUGCAAGCCUUCGACGCGCGCGUGCAAGAGUACGACCGAACCAAGAAGAUCCAGGGCUGGCAAGCCUCGCUCCUACGCGCCGUCCGAAAGGGCGUCCAAGACGAACCGGAUCUCUCCUAA